Molecule: messenger RNA, 777 nt
Organism: Cucurbitaria berberidis CBS 394.84
Lineage: Eukaryota; Fungi; Ascomycota; Dothideomycetes; Pleosporales; Cucurbitariaceae
Product: methyltransferase type 11
Exons: 4
Coding region: 1-777 (258 amino acids)
Molecular function (GO): S-adenosylmethionine-dependent methyltransferase activity
Source: RefSeq, a predicted model, not a curated record
AUGGCCGAUAUUAGCCGCCUCAGUAGCCUCUUCCGACCAUUCUGGUUCAUCUGGCUUUCCAUCCAAUCGCACUAUGGCGCUUUCAAAGAUGCCCUUCGCAAAGAUGGCCUCGCCUCACUUGCACAUCCCCAGCGAAUUCGAGACGCCGCCACGGCCAAUUUCUUCAUCUCACAUUCCGCCGGUUUCAUCGCCUAUGAAAACACCACUGUCGUCCCUUCCCUUUUCCACUCCGCUCAAGGCAAAAUUCUAGAACUCGGCCCCGGACCAGGCAACCAACUUCAACGCUUCGAUCCAUCCCUCGUAGAGUUCAUAUACGCCGUUGACCCCAACUCCAACUAUGUGGAUAACAUUGCCGCAAAGGUCAAGAAGCUUGAUCUCCAGGAUAAGUACAAGCUUUUAGCGUGCGGUGUUGAAGAUAGCGAGAUUUUGAGAAGGGAGGGGAUUACAGAGGGGAGUAUGGAUACUGUGCUGAGUAUUCAGGUAUUGUGUUCGGUGGGGGAUGUGAAGACUGUGAUGAGAGAGGUGUGGAAAUUGUUAAAGCCAGGGGGCAGCUUUGUGUUCUGGGAGCAUGAGAAAAACAAGGAUACUGUUGCGGCUUUGGCGCAAGGUUUUUGGAAUCCUGCUUGGAGCGCACUCGUAGGGUGUUGUUUGAAUCGGAAUAUCAAGGCCGAAAUCCUUGCUGCUGGAGAGUGGGAGAACCCUGGUGAUAUACAGGUGGCCGAUGAGCCGAAUAGUUGCUUGCCUAGGAUCUGGGGCGUGCUUAAGAAGAAGGCUUGA